This is a messenger RNA of Trichobilharzia szidati, 6677 nucleotides long. NCBI's taxonomy places the organism in Eukaryota, Metazoa, Platyhelminthes, Trematoda, Strigeidida, Schistosomatidae. The record is from the annotation of a GenBank genome assembly.
UUCUGCAGGCGUUUUCGGGCGCCCAUGUAAACUGGGUGGGACGUCCUUGGUCCUAUGAAAGGAUUGUGAUUUUAUCCUUUUUUUUAACGUUUUUAUAUCAUUAUCAUUGAUGGAGUAUGACCCAGCCUCACCAACGGACGAACUAGACGAUUGUCCAUCGUCACUUGAACUGUCAGCAAUCCCAUUACCAAGGCCCGUUAACGUGGCUGUAUCAAAGGAUGAUAGCGAUGUUUGUAAUAUCCCAUUACCUCCCGCCUCCAAUGUAGCACUACUAAGCGUACCUUCACUUCACCCUAAUCAAACUGUCAAUGCAGAAAUAUCAGCUAAUACUGAUUUAUCCCCCAAAUCCCCGAAAUUCGAAGCGGUAGAAACACAAGGACCACUGAAAUUUACCAUGCGAAUGUCUGCUAAAUCCUUUUCUGGUUCAGAAGUGCCUGCUGAAUCUCCUGGCAUUUUCGAAUCAUCCAAAGAUGUGAAAACCGAAGAGCCAAAAACUUUGCCUAAACUUCAAGCAAUGAUGAAAAGAUCGAAACCGUUUCAACUCCCUGUUGGUGUUUUACCCCCUAAAAAUAAACUUCCGGUUACUGAAGUCAAAGCUGACUUAUUUCUACCAACUAAAGAGAGUGAAACAUCGAGUGCGGCUUCAGAUAACUCGAAAGGUGUCCAACAACCGGUUCAUUCCACAAAUGAGUCCUUUGAUAAUCAACCUGUGAGUUCAGUAGGCAUUAGUGGACAAUUCGCUGCAACAUGUGCAGUGGACAAGUCAUUAACACCGACAAAUAAUGUUGGAAAUAAAGCUACGCUUCCUGCUGCAAAUAUGCUUGCGAAGACCCCUCCUAUUCCGAAUCUUAUGAGCCUUAAUGUUCAACCAAUUCACCACCCUGUCCCAAUAGUUGCGACCCGUAAUCUGAUUCAUGCGCAUGCGACCGAUCCUACUCUUGUUCAGGCGUCGAUACCCCCAACUGCAGGAAUGCAGUUUGUUAAUCCUCAGAAAUUUCGGUCCGCGCAAAUGAUUGCUACUCCAUUGAUAGCCAAUCCGGCUGUAGCAAAUCAGUCACAGCAAAACGAUGAGACACCGAAAGGGAAAAAUGGACGCCGGCGAUUAAGUUCGCAUUCACGUAAGCACUCUAGGUCCCACAGAAGGUCUCGGUCUAGGAGGUCUAGUGGACAUCGUCAUCUACGGCGUCGCCGUUCGUCUAAUUCUUCGAAAUCAGUUCAUCGCUCCAGUCGUACUAGACAUAGGUCGCGGUCCCAUCAGAAUUCCAAAGAGCGUCGCCGUUCGUCUACAGAGCGUAGUCAUUCGAGAACUUCAGGAAAGCAUGAUAGCGGACAGAAAAGGUCAGUGGUUGUUGAGAAAACGAUAAAACGCGAACCGAGCCAAAAAAAGCUCAGUAGGUCUCGCCCAGAAGUAAAUCAUAAAGAAUCCCAUAGCACAGAAUUGAAACGCUCUCACCAUCACUCGAAUACUCCUGAAAGGAAAAAAAGAGAGUUUGAGAAAGAUGGUCGUCUACUAAGUGUCAAGAAAGUUAAAAGCUGUUCCAAAGAUAACCAGACUAAUGAUCGAAGGUUGACGGUGAAAGAGAAUUCUGGUAUUAAACGGGAGGAAGUUGAUGGAGUGCAAUAUGUUCAGAUGCAAAAGUUGACCUCAAGAGUGAGUGGAACACUUGCAGACGUCUAUCGCAAAACCCAACCAAAACUGGGUUAUAGGCGACCAUCAGAACAAAGUGAUAGCGAUGGUGAUUCCAUAAGUUCUAGUUCAUCUGACAGUGAGAAUCACUCACCUAUUUCCAGGAAAGAUAAAUCUAUUAAACGAGAACACUCCAGUGAUGAUAGCUCAGACGAGUCUGGUUCUAGUCCAGAUGAAAGCAGACAUUCUACCUGUGAACCUAAACAUCGUUCCAAAGAAGUUAUAAAACAAGAACUUAAAGAACGUAAUAUCAAACCUCAGAAACAAACGUCGCAGUCUCUUCAUUCUUCCAAAAGUGUGAAUAUAGAUGAAAUACCAUUACCAUCAGCUAACAAUACACCCAACUAUUUGGAGGUUCAGUCGGUGGAUAGCGAUUGCAUGGAGUUGGAAUCGGAUGCGGAUUUGGAUACGAGCUACUUAGAUAAUGCUGCAGAUGGUAAUGCUGAGAACUGUCCCGUGGAUGAGUUAAUCGACACAGUCAAUGGUUUCCUUGAGUCUAUCGCUUCAGUUCCUGACUCACUGUCGCAGACUUCAAGUGAAUCUAGUUCUAUCAACAAGAUGUCUUUCCAGCCUCUGGAAGAGCAGGAUCAAAAAGUAUGUGAAGGGGCUGACAGUGGCCAGUUACAAUAUAGUAGAGAUCUGCCUAUGUUAGAUAUUCAGUGUUCUGAAAAUGUAGUUGAAUACAUAAAACCUGCAUCACUAACAGUUGUCAGUGUGCAAAGCACUGAACCCUGUGAAUCGAAAUAUGAUCUACGGAAAAGGAAGAUUAAGUCCCAUGUCUCAAUUAAUUCUUUCCUACCAAACACUCCCAACCAGUAUGAAAGGUUAUCUGACUGUAGUAAUCUCAGCAGUAUUUUCGCAGAAUAUCCUGAAGCACCUACUCCGCAAUACACUCAUCUUUUAAACAAUGACUACAGUCUCUUGAACUCGGUUCAUUUAUCUGCGUAUAGUAAGCCAACUUAUCCAGGUAGUGGUAAACUUCUUGGGACUUCUGGACUGCGCGCCAGUUCACUACAUUAUGAAAUGAGGCAGUGGGUUUGUGACUGCAGCGCUCCUACUUCAGAAGAACUUGAACUAGGUAUACUUGCGUGUGGUCCAGGUUGCAUUAACCGAGCUCUAAACAUUGAAUGUGGACCUAAUUGUGCAGCUGGUGACUUUUGCAGUAAUCGUCAGUUCCAAAUGCGGCUUUAUGCGCCAACCAAACCUUUCUACGCUGGUAAAGAUAAAGGCUGGGGGCUUAUGACCACAGAUAACAUUGAAAGAGGGUCAUUUAUUAUAGAAUACGUGGGAGAAGUGAUCGAUUUUACUGAGUUUCGCCGUCGUAUUCGGCGAUAUGAACGUCUAGGACAUGCUCAUCAUUAUUUCAUGGCUUUGGAAUCAGACAGAUUUAUUGACGCUGGUAGUAAAGGAAACUGGGCAAGAUUUGUAAAUCACUCCUGUGAACCAAACUGUGUUACACAAAAGUGGAGUGUGGACGGGGAAAUCCGUAUUGGCUUUUUUGCUAAAGAAGAUAUACCGGUUGGUCAAGAAGUAACUAUAGAUUAUCAGUUUGUUCAGUAUGGGGUUUCUGAACAGAAGUGUUAUUGUGGUACCCCAGCUUGCUCUGGUAUAAUGGGUGCAACCAGCAAACAUUUACAAGAAAAAGUCCGUCUAAAAGACACAACUGUAGUUGAAAGGCGUAUUCUCCAGCUGCUGCAACUAGAAUCCUUCAAACAUGCAGAAGAUAUAACUUUACUUCUACAAGUAAUGGUUCAGGAAUGUCUAACUAGAUAUACUCGACUACAACUUCUUAGUCGUCUUAUCAGUACAGAAGAGGACGCUUGUCUCAAACUUUUUCGUCAAUACAAUGGUCUUGAUAUGUUGGCUGCCUUUAUGUAUGAUGCAGCGCCGAAAGACUGGGAACUGAAAAAGCAAAUACUACUGUGUUUAAAAAAUAUUCCCGUUUCUGAGCAAAAGCAAGUGCAGACGAAUUCACGCCUUAUGGAAAUAGUUGAGCAGUGGACUUCUAAUCCUCAACAUUGUCGACCACGCUGCAUUCCCCAGGAAUCUUGGAAAAAUGCUGAUGCUGAUGAAACAGCUUUUCCUUUAGUUACACUGUCCACUGACGAAAUACAUGAUUAUCCGAAUUUUGACGCUGAUGAGACAAAAUCAGCCUCAAAAAGUGCAAAGGACAACGAAACAUGUUCUGUAUGUACAUAUGACAAAAACGGUCUCUGUGGGCCAUCGCCUUCUACUCCUGGUUCUUGUAGUUCCUCUGGGAAAGAUAAUCCUUGUGAAUCACGCACACCAACACUUCCUGAGUACACAGAUGAAUGUCGCAUUUUCAACAUUCAAACUCAAGAUUCCGAUUGUGAUACUACUCCUGAUACACUUGCGGACGAUACUCUGGAAAUUGAUUCUAUUUCCACCAAUGACAAUAAUGAGAUGGAUACCUCUUUUGAAUUAUGCGAAGGUAAAUCGGAUACGGAAUGGAUAGAUGAAAUCAGGGCUCUGGCGUGCGAACUUCUUGAAAAGUGGUCCCAAUUACCUAAGGAGAAUUACCGGAUACCUCGACUAGAGCGUCAGGAAACUGAAAAAAUGCUGCAUAUAUCACAUCCAGUUGGUUCAACUCUCAUAUCUUGGGGAUCAGAAUACAAAGAUGAUCAAACCAUUCCCAAUAAAUCGUGGAUUCAACAUAAUACAAAUAAAUAUCAGUCAAAUAAAGUCCUGCGUGAAAAUUUGGAGUCAUCUGUUAGAGAGCAAAUAGAAUUAAAUUCUUCAAAUAACUUAUCACUUCUGACCAAAGCUGAAAGGCGUAUGCUUUUUGAAGCUCAAGUUAGAGCUCGUGAAAAACAUUGUGUGUCUGAAUAUUCUGCACCAACACCAGAUGAUUAUAACCAGUCAAAUCUUUCUGAUGACGAGAAAGAUGUAGAUCAUCUUCGAAAGCUGUUAUUGUCUGCACUUAUGAGUGAAUGUGGUCCUAGAAAGACUUCACAGUCGCUUUUUUUAUGUAAUACAACGGAGAAGCUAAAAGGCAUGCCUGUUGUCUCAACUUUAUUGAAGGCUUUGCCUUCUAUGCUGAGUUUAUUAUCAACCUCCAAGGAUUCGGACUUAUUUGUCUUGACGCAAAAAAUUCAUAUGCACGAUAUAUAGAGAUGUACUUUUGUAAUUGUUUGAUUUAAAGUUUACAUGUCUGUGUGAAGAACUGAAACGAUAUUCAGACAAUGAUUUGCACUCGUUACCCCCUGGAUGGAAAUCAGCUGCCGAUUCGAAUGGGCGACUGUAUUAUUACAAUAAGGAAACUAACAGCGUUCAAUGGAAUAAACCUUUGAUAAACGGAAAAUCAUAUCAAGAGAAAACCCUUCUUAGUGAAGAGGAAUAUAAACGUUUGAAAAAACAAUUUACUAAUAAGGUAGGAAAUUACAUUUUGCGACUUCUGAAGCCUUAUCGACUACCGAAUUGUUUAACUGGUCGCAUAGAUUCAAAAGAAGAUUUCCUUCACGUAACAAAGAAGGUGAGCUGAACUUUAUACCAUUAAAUUUGCAUCAUAUUUAAAGUUAUGAGCAAUAUUAACUCCAAAGAAAGGACUAGACACAUCAUACUAGUUACUAGUAUCCAGUCAAAAUAUUAACUCCUAUUUAUUUAAUUUUUAAAACAUUAACCUGGUGAAUUAUAUGCACCAAGAAGUGCGUCGCACUAAAUCUCAAAGUUGGUCUUAAGGACUGGAAUGUGCUAUCUAGACGAUUAGAGUGAAGCAAUCAGUUGUCUUAAGAGACUACCCUCUUUACCUUGAAGUCGUAUAUAUGUAUUUAUGACCAGGUUUAUAAAUCCAUUGUGUCGUAUUCGUCAUUGGUGACACAUCACAUAAACGUAUUGGUUUGUUUCGAAUACCUUAUAGUCAUGUAAUUCGAUGAUGGACAUUUAUGCUGUGCUUCAUUUCAGGUGAUCCAGCUGUGGCACGUCGGUCGGUCGGUUUUCAACAAAGAACUUUGCACAUAUGUGUGGCAGUUCAAGUCGUCACACUCCAUGUAGCACACAAAGGUAGAGAAGAAAGUAGGGGAAAUGCAUAAUAUAGACAGUAAACAGAGGUGUGAGACAGAGGUAUGGUAAUAAGGAAACGUGCUGUUAACUGUCGAAAACAUGCUAUUAAAUUUCUCACGUAAAGCCGAUUUCCACAUUACCGAAAUUAAUAUGCAGUUAUCAUGCCUCAUGUAUAUAUUGUAUUCACUUUAUUCCACUUUUUCUCCCCGCAGUUGACCUAUUGCUUUGUUUCAAAGGAGUUAAAACGUUCAACCAUCGGAUGUCCUCCAACGUUCUCUCUGCCCCUUCAGCAACAUAUACGUUCGACUGUUACGCGAUACAUGACUUCGCGUGGACCUGUGUACAAACGUAAAAUCAAAAACAGUGAUCAAAGUUGAUGUAAAAACACACUUGUGUCUUAUCUCUGUAUAUAUUCAGAUUUCUCGGAUGUAUCUUCGUCAUUUACCUAGGUAUCUGUUAUCAACUUGAUUUGUUCAUCUAUAUCUUCCAGACAACAAGUAGGAGUUUUAAAUUAUAUUUUCUUACAUGCAUAAUCCCGUGUUGUAAAUAUAUAUAUAUAUAAAAUAGUACUAUUCGAUUUAAACUUCCUUGGCAGCAACUUGCUACAUAAAAUGGUAACUUCAUUAUUUCUUUUGAAUUCCUACCUCAGGUAUAACUCGAUGUGAUUUUCUUUUAGUUAUCUUAUCAAUGUUUUACUCUCUUUUGUCAGUUAUUUAUGUUUUCUUAUUUGUGAACACUAAAAUGGCUGUGUUACUUAUAGACGCAAAUAAUAGCAAUAUUAACCUGGUUAGGUUAUCUUUUUCUUUAUGUAUUAUUGUUAAUUUAACUUUUAUUAUUUCUUUCUUUGAUUUUAUUCAUCUGGACGAAAUGUUUCAUUUCUUUAGGCAGCUUUUACUAGUUAUUUAGCUUCUUUAAACCUAAUGACUAAAUGUAAUGUAUGAAUCAAAUGUUGAAAUAAAAUAGUUCUCCA